Messenger RNA from Guyanagaster necrorhizus, 301 nucleotides. RefSeq lists its product as uncharacterized. Lineage: Eukaryota; Fungi; Basidiomycota; Agaricomycetes; Agaricales; Physalacriaceae. The annotation marks the transcript as partial. The record is from RefSeq and is a predicted model, not a curated record. The transcript is spliced from 6 exons.
CUACUAGCAUACUUCAUCUUCUCGUUCACUUUUCCACAUCACCUUGAUAUAAUUGUCCUCUCCUUCGUACUCCUCUUCAAUGUGCCGCCGUCGCCAAGUCAGGAAUAUCUACGUCCGAUGUGGCCAUGCCGUCAAUCUUCCUGAAGAAAUUAUCCCAUGCGAGGAAUCCACCUGCAAGUUUAGUCUUUUUCAUCCUGCGAGGUGCAAACCGCCUACUUGCCUGCGGACCUGUUGGCAAUACUGUCGCUAUCCUGAACAGUACUCCCCCUACAUCGAUUCCUACUGCCCCACUUGCUGCCAG